Penicillium verrucosum is the source of this 792-nucleotide messenger RNA. RefSeq names its product fungal specific transcription factor domain-containing protein. The transcript has 3 exons. The coding region runs from base 1 to 792 and encodes 263 amino acids. The record is from RefSeq and is a predicted model, not a curated record. NCBI's taxonomy places the organism in Eukaryota, Fungi, Ascomycota, Eurotiomycetes, Eurotiales, Aspergillaceae.
AUGCCCGCAGAUGUCAAUGAUGUUGAUAUUACCCAAGACGGGAUCUCGCAGCCAUCUAGCUCGCCCACGCAGAUGUCCGUGAUGAUGUUCAAAGUCCGGCUUUUCCGGAUCUCCACACAGAUCUGUCACCACAUAUCUGGUCCCUCACGACUUGAGGCAGAGCCACUGAGGGGGUUUGAUGCAAUGAUUGCCGAGGAACAACAGAGAUGGGACUCGACGUAUUUGGUGGACGGUGCCCCAAACAUAUUAGAUUCCAGUUACGCCUAUUGGUGCAUUCUACAAACCUAUGCACAUCAACUUUACCUUCUUCUACAUCGCCCUUUUCGCCAUUCUCAGUCAUCAUGCUUUCUUGCAACAUCCCGAGACAGGUGCAUAGCUUCCAGUGUCGCGUUACUCGGCCUCCAUCGUCAGAUCUACGAAGUUCCACUGCUUCGACCCUAUCUCUGGUUGCUUAGAGGUGUUACAAGCUUGAAGGCGCUUCAUGCUGCUGUGGCACUCAACUCGUGCCUUCUGGAUAUGCCAUCAUCUUUUGAGUCGGGCUCGUACCGGGAGGAGUUAAACAAACUCGUGCUUCGAAUGGAGAGCCUUUCUCGUCGGAGUGCAAUAUGUUUGAAAGCGCAUCGCAUACUUCUUCAAUUACAAGCUCAAUUCGAAGCAGCAAACCAGCAACCGGCGGAUUCUGGACCUCGGUUAGAGAGCAGAAUUGAAGACUGGACCGAUAUGCGGGAAUGGUUUGGGGCGGGUCUUUUCAACUGGAACUUGGAUAGCGUUGGCAACCUUCCCGCAGUUUGA